UAUAUAGUAUGAAUUAUUUAAUGAUAGCAUUCUGAGUUGCAAAUAGUUUGUUGUUGAAAGGGUUUAUUUUGAAGUUUCAGAGCAUAAAUCCCAUCUUAUACUGUCUGACUUCACUGCCUGUCACGAUGGAGAGUAUUAUCCCUCCUCCUCUACAAGACGUCAUGCUUUGGGGUUUCCUUGUCUCGGCAGCAGGCAGAAGGAGAACAGGAGGAAGAGCUCACACACACAAACACAGCUGCCUGUUUCCUCAAAACCAGGCUCCAUCAUGUUUACAGGGAUGCGGGCGGAAAACCGGAGCAGCUCUGAUGUCCUAGAUGCUGCGGCACUGAGGCAGCAGAGGAGGCUGAAACAAGCCAUCCAGUUCCUACACAGGGACUCUGCUGAUCUGCUGCCUCUGGAUGGACUGAAGAAACUCGGGACAUCCAAGCAGGGACAGCCACACAAUAUUCUCCAGAGGAGGCUUCUGGAGGCCAAGCUAUCCCAGGGCAGGAUGGACACACACGGCGUGACCCCAAACAGCAGAGGGGUUCAUCAGCUGAGCUGUCGGCAGUUCUCUAACGAGGAUGAAGAGGGCGAAGAUUUAAUCUGUGUAGCUUGUAAAUGUUUUGGACAGGAAGUCACAUUGCUGAUUGACACGGGCUGCAGGAUGAACUUGAUGUCUUCAGUGACUGUGGACAGAUUAGGACUGAAACUGCUGGUUGAGGAGAAUAAAACGGACCCAGACUGGUUUCCAUUUCAGCGCAAACUUUGCAUCGAUGGAUUCAUCAAGGAGCUCAGCCUGACCAUUGGAGGCCUCCAAAUUAUGUCUUCAUUCUUUAUAGUAGAAAGCACCAAACCACUCAUGACCCUGGGCAGCAGGACUUUAAAAUACCUCAAGUGUGUAAUCGAUACAGAGAGGCAGAUGUUGGUGUUUGGGAGAAACACAAGGGAGCAGGUUGACUUUAUUAAGAUGCAUCCAAGUGAAAGUGACCCGGAUUUUUAAUCUUCUUGGUUUACCCCAAACACAGACUGGUCCAAAGAGUGGGAAGUCAAACUUUAACCUUAACCUAUACAUUCAAUAUUGCUGACCUCAAAUAAAAUAAAAAAAGAUUUUACCUUUAAAAAAAAA
Cyprinodon tularosa is the source of this 1108-nucleotide messenger RNA. RefSeq names its product nuclear receptor-interacting protein 3-like. The transcript is spliced from 7 exons. Bases 266 to 982 code for a protein of 238 amino acids. Lineage: Eukaryota; Metazoa; Chordata; Actinopteri; Cyprinodontiformes; Cyprinodontidae. The record is from RefSeq and is a predicted model, not a curated record.